AUUACUGAAUAAAAACCCAGAAAACAACUUCAGACAAGCAGUUGUUGAGCUUAAGUUUUCGGGCCUUGAGAAAGGAGCAGAAAUCCAAACUAUAAAAUAAAAUAAAAGCCUGAUGCAACUGUCUGAUCCCGCCUGUUAAAACCUAGCAAAAGUGUUAGUGAACGAGCUGCAAUUGUAGUGCGUGUGAGAUUACCACGGACAAGAAUCUGAGUACAUUUCCAGCUCUGAGAAAAGCAUCACAGACUUAUUGACUUGUAUUGUACGUGUAAUAGAAGUUUGUAGACCUGACGUCCAUCCACUGCAACACAAUAACCAGUGCUUAAACUCAUUCUUCUUCCUGAUAGAAGUCUGAGAGGGUUUGUUUCAUUAUCUGUUGUGUUCAUCAGCCUGAUAUCAGUCGGCAGCCUGUGUAGCAUUUGUGGGAUCACCAGCGAUGAUAAUUUCAACAAUUAUUACUGAAUAAAAAGCCAGGAAACAACUUCUAAUGAGCAGUUGUUGAGCUCCGUCCAAAAAAAAAGUCUUAUUUUAGGACACGUGUCACCUGUAGCGUAUGUGAGGCCACCGACGAUCGUUUUAAUGUUUUCUGGUCUUGAGAAAAGCACAGAAAUCUAAAACGUUGAUAAAAUAUAACCCUAAUGCAUCUGUCUCAUCCUGUCUGUUCACUUUUAGCCGAAGUGUUGGUGAAUGAGCUGCAAUCGUGGUGCGUGUGAGAUUACCACGGACAGGAAUUUCUACACGCAGACCUUCCUGAGGGAAAACAUACCCCACUGAAUGGAAUCCCAGUCCUAAGAAACGUUGUUAAAUACUUCAGCACUUUGUAGCUCAGUUUUUAACCACUGGAUCUGUAGCAGAUGUGAGAUUACCACGGACAACAAAUUCACUGAUUCGACGCUCUCGAGAUAAGUGAACUUAGCACACAUCUGCACGGUCCGCGAACACUAUGGAAAGCAAAGCGAACUACUGAACGUGAAAUGCGUGAGUUUUUUCCCGUGUUCGCCACCGCAGACACACAUGGAUCGCUACUACGAAGGAGAUCCGACGCGCCGAGCCAGCGAGCUGCUGGAGAACCUGUCUCUCUGCGAGCCCUACGCGCGGCGGGACCUUGAACCCGACGACUUCACGCUACCCGAGAACAAAAGCAAGCGCGCGUCGAGAGACUUCUACGUCGACGACGUUUACUGCAGAUCCGAGGUGGCUCUGCCGUGCUACGCCGGGGGCGCCGAGCGGCACCGGAGAACCUGCGGGCCGCAGGAGAAAUGCGGCAGCGACGGGAGCUGCGCCCUCAGCCCGCGCUCCAGCUACGCCAGCACGUCCAGCGACGCCAGCAAACCGUCCAGCCCUGGUUACGGGUACAGCUACGAGUGUGCCAGCCGGGCGAGCAGCAACCGCACGAGCGGCGUCAGCAUGGGAUACGACCAGCGCCACGCCAGCCCUCGCUCCAGCAUCUGUGGCCCGGCCGGUCCGGGGCUCACGCUCAGCCCCAGGUCCAGCAUCUCCAGCCACAGCUCCAGAAGCUCCAGGAGCUCGCGUGGAUCCAUGGGCGCUGGUCCGGAGCUGAUGGUGCCCUCGCCUCGCGCCUCUGUUCUGGAGGACGCGCUGUUGCAGGACACGGCGGAGGCACGCAUGCAUCUGCAUCCUUUCCUCGUACCCGAGGAGAUUCAGCACGGGGCGUCGGUAAGGGCGCGGGCGUCGGGGCCGGUGCCGGGCGCCAGGCUGAAGUUACCCUACCAGGUGACCCCUGCCAGAGAGAGCGGUGCCAGUCAGGUGGAGAGGCGACUGGAGGCGCUCACGCUCGAGCUGGAGAAAGAGCUGGAGAUGCACAUGAAGAAGGAGUAUUUCGGUAUUUGCAUAAAAUGCGGAAAAGGCGUUUAUGGAGCCAGUCAGGCGUGCCAGGCGAUGGGGAAACUCUACCACACUAACUGUUUCACCUGCUGUUCAUGUGGGAGGAGGCUCAGAGGAAAAGCCUUUUACAAUGUGAACGGGAAGGUCUACUGUGAGGAGGACUUCCUGUAUUCCGGGUUCCAGCAGACGGCGGAGAAAUGCUUUGUUUGUGGACACCUCAUCAUGGAGAUGAUACUCCAGGCUCUGGGGAAGUCCUACCACCCAGGCUGCUUUCGCUGUGUGGUGUGUAAGGAGGGACUGGACGGAGUUCCUUUCACUGUGGACACUGAGAACAACAUUUACUGUGUUAAAGAUUAUCACACUGUCUUUGCUCCAAAAUGCGCCUCGUGUUGUCAGCCCAUCCUGCCCGCGGAGGGCUCGGAGGAGACUAUACGUGUGGUCUCCAUGGAUAAAGACUACCAUGUGGAGUGCUAUCACUGUGAGGACUGUGGUCUGCAGCUGACGGACGAGGAGGGUCACCGCUGUUACCCACUGGAGGGUCACCUGCUGUGCCACGCUUGCCACCUUCACAGGUUAAAAGCAUCCGGACCCUCCCAGCACCCACCCAGCUACCCGCUUCACGUCACCGAACUGUGAACACACGUACGGGCACAAGAAGAUGCUGCGGGGCUGCUGCCAGGGGCAAAACGAGGCUCAAAAACGAGUCGGAGCGAAAGAACAGACUUUUAAAUGUUCAUCGUCUGAACUCGUGCAUCAUCGUCCUUCUGCUCUCGAUUAAUCCCGCAACCGCAGUAUGAAGCCGUGUAAAUCGGCUCAGACGUGACCUUUAACCCUUGCCUGUUGCAGACCGAUCCCUGAAAGCGCUCGAUGUGGAAUUAGUGCAUAUUUGACUGGCAGCGUGAUAAGUAAUGAGAGAGGAGAAAACGUCACCCGCGGCCCUUCACUGAGAAUCUCGCACUUAUCUAACAGUAUCGCUCACCGCCGACGGGUCGCACCGUUAACGUAUACGUGUAUUAAAUUUUAUAUUUGUACGUGUGUGAUGUCACAUCGAUAAGAAAUGGAAACUCUCACAUGCUGCCUUAACAUUUCAUAUUUAAAAUAAUAACUCACGUGCACAAUCCUCCACCUACCACAAGUGUAGUCACUCAGGACGGUGGUAUACUUCUAAAGAAGCAAACGUUGGUCACCAAAAAUGCCCGACUGAUUACAUCUGGUGUCACUUAUGAAUCGUGUACAUGUGAUGUUUUUGGCCCAAGUAUUUCUGUAAUUGCUUAGUGUCGAGUCGUUCGUUUUUAUCAAGGUCGGUUCUGCUAACUGUGGGCAUUUUUGUGUUUUAAUAACACAGAGACAUUUUUAGCACCUCUGUGUCGGUUCUGAGCUCUAAUGCGUCGCUUUCCCGGCAGUGGUUUGUCUGGGAGGAAACAGACUUGAAUCGUUUGCAGCUGUCGAGCAUUAAACGCUGAGCAGAAGAUGUCUGCUGUAUUCGCUGUCCGUGCUGAUGUUGUUUUUGGAUGAUGGAGGAUCUGACGUUCUGCUGAAGCUCGGUGGUGCUGGUCUCACCUGAGCUCCACAUGGACGUGUGCCGCUCUGUUUAAGAUCGCAGACACCGACGCCAACCCUGGAGUCACGGCAGCCAAAAACCACACAGUGCCUCCAUUCUGCUGUCCGAACACAUACAGGAGUCUCGACCCAACGAUCAUCAUUUAUCACACUUGCUGUGGAGUAAACGGUUCCAUUCCGACAUGAGAAAUCCGGUCUUGCUGAGGAAGUACGUCACAGAACAGCGUGGUAACAGCGUAGUUACAGCGUAGUUACAGCGUAGUUACAGCGUGUUUGCUCGAGAAUAAUAGUAUAAUUUUAGAUUCAGCACAAAUGCACAAUAUUUCCUAAAUCAUUCCGCGUUUAUUACAGUGUGUUAUUAUGCAUAAUAAAGAAACUACUAUUUUCCUAGAACACGACGUUUUUGUACAUAAACACUGUUAGCUUCGAUUAUCUGCUUUCGUCAGAGAUGAUGCUGAUCUGUAGCUUUGUUUUUCAGUCUAGUUCUCAGAACGCAUAUCUUGCCUACUAUUACCACUAUUUUUGUAUCGUCUCAAUUUUAGAUAUUUCCACAUCAAUAAGAAAGUAGAUUUAUUUAUCUGAACAUGAAAAAGGUUUAAAGUUAUUUAAUGUAUUAAUAAAAUGAAGCGUAUCAUUUUAACCGUAGAUGAUAUAAUCUCCUUUUUUAAAUAAAGAGGUUUUGUGGUCCAUUUAA
Messenger RNA from Trichomycterus rosablanca, 4096 nucleotides. It is a transcript of the gene wtip, whose product is annotated as WT1 interacting protein. Lineage: Eukaryota; Metazoa; Chordata; Actinopteri; Siluriformes; Trichomycteridae. Gene Ontology annotation, biological process: positive regulation of miRNA-mediated gene silencing; negative regulation of hippo signaling; regulation of DNA-templated transcription. Gene Ontology annotation, cellular component: nucleus; adherens junction; P-body. The coding region runs from base 1012 to 2478 and encodes 488 amino acids. Gene Ontology annotation, molecular function: transcription corepressor activity. The transcript is spliced from 8 exons. The record is from RefSeq and is a predicted model, not a curated record.